AAGGGGCAUCCAGCAUGUUUUUCACAACGCGUCGAAGAAUUUUGGACGGUCUCAACAGGCGCCUUUACUUCAUUGCAUUAUCUUCCUCAUCGAGAUGGUAGCGACCACGCGGCUGGCCGCCAAGUUCAACUCUUACUAUGCCGAAAAGCCGGUGUUGACCACCAUGGUCACCAAUGCGAUCUUGGGCGGGGUCGCAGAUACCGUUGCGCAACUGAUCACAGCCUACAGAGCUCGUCCCGGACGCAGACAUGCCGACGAGGACGAUCUCGUCUCGAUCGAGUUCCACGACCUCGACAAGAAACACAGCCCACCGGCGUUUGGGGAGUUGGGCUAUACGACGCACCCCCCGUUCGAUUUUGAGCGGUUGACCCGGUUCAUGUCGUAUGGUUUCUUCAUGGCGCCUCUCCAAUUCCAGUGGUUUGGCUUCUUGUCCCGGGCGUUCCCUCUCACCAAGGUCAACCCGAGCCUGUCGGCAUUGAAGCGGGUGGCUUGCGAUCAGUUGAUCUUCGCUCCCUUCGGUCUGGGGUGCUUUUUCACCUUCAUGACGGUGGCCGAGGGUGGUGGACGGAGGGCCUUGACUCGCAAGUUUCAGGAUGUCUACCUGCCUACCCUCAAAGCCAAUUUCGUUCUCUGGCCUGCCGUGCAGAUCCUGAAUUUCCGGGUCGUUCCCAUCCAGUUCCAGAUUCCGUUUGUGUCGACCAUCGGUAUCGCGUGGACUGCAUAUCUGUCUUUGACCAACUCCGCCGAGGAGGAAUAAACCACCCCUCAGCGCUUGUGUCCCUAUCACAGUCGUUUUUGGUUGUCUUUCCGGUGGUAGUCCAGGUUAGCGUCUUUCUCCCAUUUCUUCUGGUGGGCUUUGGUGCUUUGUAUCGGCGUCAUAUGGGUUCGGG
Molecule: messenger RNA, 890 nt
Organism: Aspergillus candidus
Lineage: Eukaryota; Fungi; Ascomycota; Eurotiomycetes; Eurotiales; Aspergillaceae
Product: Mpv17/PMP22 family protein
Exons: 6
Coding region: 95-757 (220 amino acids)
Cellular component (GO): membrane; cytoplasm
Source: RefSeq, a predicted model, not a curated record